Messenger RNA from Bufo gargarizans (Asiatic toad), 2853 nucleotides. RefSeq names its product DNA excision repair protein ERCC-5 homolog. The record is from RefSeq and is a predicted model, not a curated record. Gene Ontology annotation, biological process: nucleotide-excision repair. The transcript is spliced from 12 exons. Bases 152 to 2722 code for a protein of 856 amino acids. NCBI's taxonomy places the organism in Eukaryota, Metazoa, Chordata, Amphibia, Anura, Bufonidae. Gene Ontology annotation, cellular component: nucleus. Gene Ontology annotation, molecular function: single-stranded DNA binding; DNA endonuclease activity.
GUGACUAGUGACACCACAAACCUCCUUCCAACAACUCCAUUCUAGCAUCUACCAGCAGUCAGUGUGCACAGUAACUAGUGAAUGGGGGCGCGUGGAGUGUAGCAGUGCUGACAGGAGGUAAAUCUGUAGGAGAACCACAUAUCAUGUCAGCAUGGGAGUUCAAGGACUUUGGAAGCUGCUUGAAUGUUCUGGAAGACCUGUAAAUCCAGAGACUCUGGAAGGGAAAAUCCUUGCUGUUGACAUCAGCAUUUGGUUGAAUCAGGCAAUAAAAGGAGCAAGAGACCGGCAUGGAAAUGCUCUUCAAAAUGCUCAUCUGCUCACUUUAUUCCAUCGGCUUUGUAAGCUGUUGUUCUUCAGAAUACGUCCCAUCUUUGUGUUUGAUGGUGAAGCACCUCUGCUAAAGAAACAGACUCUUGCAAGAAGAAGACAAAAGAAAGACACAGCGGCUAGUGAGGCCAAGAGAACAAAUGAGAAGUUGCUGAAAACCUUUUUGAAGAGACAAGCUAUUAAAGCUGCCUUGUCGGGGAGCAAACAGAGAAAUGAAGAGUUUCCAAGCCUCCCAAAUGUACAGCGAAAGGAAGAGGAAGAUAUUUAUACCUUACCCCCCUUGGAGGAAAAUGAGAGAAAUAGCUCCGAAGAGGAAGAAGAAAAGGAAUGGGAAGAACGAAUGACUCAAAAACGAAUGCUUCAGGAUGAAAUCUUGGCCAAUUUUAAUUCAGUGGACAUAGACUCCGAAGAAUUUACUAGCCUCCCUGCAGAGGUAAAGCAUGAAAUGCUGACUGACAUGAAGGAGUUUGCAAAACGUAGAAGGACAUUAUAUGAAGUUAUGCCAGAGGACUCCAAUGAUUUUUCCCAGUAUCAGCUAAAAGGACUGCUGAAAAAAAAUAAUUUGAGCAGGUGCCUUGAUAACGUGCGGAAAGAGAUGAACCAGCAGUACACGGGGGAGGUCCGCGCUCAGUUUGAGACAGAAGGGGGGUUUAUGAAAGAGGUUGAAACUCGCCGUCUGGUCUCAGAGGACACUUCUCAUUAUAUUCUAAUUAAAGGAAUUCAAAAAAAAGCAGAAGAUAAGAAAGAUGAUGUGCCCGAGCAAGCUAUGCCCUCUAGUUCUAGUGAUAUGCCAAAAACCUACCUUGAUAUGAAGCUUGCUUCUGCCCAUAAAUCGAAGAAAGCAAAGGACAGCAUUCCAGAAGAGCGGCCACCCUCCCCAAGAACACUUUUUGCUAUACAGGAAGCAAUGAUGGAAAGUAACUCUGAUGAAGAACCUCAUAACAGUGGUGUAACCCAAAGCAAUGAAAUGGCAUCUGUGGGGGCAAUAGAUGGCAGUGUCUCGCCCAGAACCCUGCAAGCAAUUCAAGAGGCUCUUACUGAAGAUAAAAUGGCUUCGAGCAGGAAAAGGCCUGUUGGGAUAAAUGAUGGAAAGGAUGAGUUAAAGAUCUGGCAACCCAAAGCCAAGGUUUUGAUUAUUAGUAGCUCAGAUGAGGAAGAUAAAGACUUGGUUAUUGAGAGUGAAACAAAAACUGCCCUGGGUAUAUUUAAAGCAAGUAAUGAGGUAGACUGUUCUACCAAUGGUCUUACGAGUAGCAAUGAUAAAUCAAUAGUCAGUAGUUUGGUGUCUGUUACAAACCAUGGUGAGCUACCUCACAAAGUAAAUGUGACCAAAGCAGACGAAAAAGAUCUGAACAUGCAGGAAAAGAAAACUCCUCUCUGUUCUCAGGAUACACCUGUUGAGACAGCCGUGUUAAAUAUUUCCAGUCAUAGUAACAUACCAGUGUCUAUAACUCCUUCACUUCAGAGCAACCUUCAAGAUCCAUCCAGUAGUAUAGCUACUCCAAUUUCCUUGGAAUUGGAGAACUCUAAAUUAAAGUUGAGUGAAAAAACUGAUGAUGAACUUAACCCCAGCAAAAAUGAAACUGCCCUCCAGUCUUCACCAUCAGAGUCUUCGGGUUCUUCAUCACUGGUCAUACAGAAUAACCCAGUGUUGGUGGUGCCACCACAGCAGAAGGCCAUUGCUACUGCUUGUAGGCAAGAACAAUCUACUGCUAAUGUUCCAGAUACAAAUUAUGUCCCUAUGACUCCAGAAAGCAUUCCUAUUAUUGAUGAAGUAUUGGAUAGAGCUAAAGAAAUGGAUUCAGACUCUGAGGGUAGUUUCAUUGAAGUAGAAAGUGAUUCAGAUGAUAGUAAUUCUCAGCAAGUACAAACAACUGAAUCUCCCAAAGAUACAAUGGAAAGGCAAGUGGGUGAUUUCACCAAGGCAGCAUCCACCUCUGCCACUCCGAUCGAAAACACCUCCAGAGAAGAUGAGCGGGCAAAUGUUCAGAAUCCUGAACUACAGCAAAAUGAGGGAGAGGCCGAAUCCAAUGAGUGGCAAGACAUUAGUAUGGAAGAACUGGAGUCGCUGGAGAAUAAUCUGUUUGUUCAGCAGACCUCGCUGCAGGCACAGAGGCAGCAGCAGGAACGUGUUGCUGCGUCUGUGACAGGACAGAUGUACCUAGAAAGUCAGGAACUUUUGCGUCUGUUUGGUAUUCCUUACAUUGUGGCUCCUAUGGAGGCAGAAGCUCAGUGUGCCAUUUUAGACCUGAUGGACCAGACCUCUGGCACUAUCACAGACGAUAGUGAUAUCUGGCUUUUUGGGGCACGACAUGUCUACAAAAAUUUCUUUUCUCAAAAUAAAUAUGUGGAAUAUUACCAGUUGUGUGAUAUUCAGAAUCAGCUGGGUAAGUAAAUUAGAAGCCUUUAGCUAGAAAAAUGGCUGGCAUUUAUUGCAGUCUUGGGUAUAGAGAGUGACAAUCCUUUGUAUGCAACAAUUUGCUUACACAUCCGUGUCUACAAAUACUCUUACCACAUUAAACAUGU